This is a messenger RNA of Styela clava, 1789 nucleotides long. RefSeq names its product transmembrane emp24 domain-containing protein 10-like. NCBI's taxonomy places the organism in Eukaryota, Metazoa, Chordata, Ascidiacea, Stolidobranchia, Styelidae. The record is from RefSeq and is a predicted model, not a curated record.
UAUCAUGUUGUACUUACAGUUUAUAUCAGUCCUACAUUAUAUUAUAUAAUAUAUUUUACUCGGAUCAACAUGAGACUCCUGACUUGUAUAUUAUUUUUCACAUCGGCAAUUUGUUGCAAUGCACUGUACUUUAAACUACCUGUUAACACUGAAAAAUGCUUGAAAGAAGAAGUUCAUAAAGAUGUCCUUGUAAAAGGAGAAUAUGAAGUUCAUCCAGUAUCUGGAGUGAAAGUCCAUCUCCUGGUGACUGAUUCUAAUGGACAUAUAUUGUAUCAAAAAGAAGACGCCGCCGAUGGCAAAUUUGCGUUCACAACAGAUGAUUAUGACAUGUUCCAGAUCUGCUACAAGAGUAGCUCAGAAGUCCAGGGUCGAUUACCGGAUCAGGAUAUCAGAAUAAUUGUAAAGAGAGGUGUUGAAGCAAAGAAUUAUGAAGACAUUGCAAAGACAGAGAAACUGAAACCAUUGGAAGUUGAACUCAGGAGACUUGAAGAUCUUUCAGAAUCUAUCGUCAAUGCUUUUGCUUACAUGAAGAAACGUGAAGAAGAAAUGAGAGACACAAAUGAAUCAACAAACUCGAGGGUACUUUACUUCAGCAUCUUCUCAAUGCUCUGUUUGGUUGGACUUGCAACAUGGCAGGUUCUUUACCUCAGAAAAUUCUUCAAGUCAAAGAAACUUAUUGAGUAGUCUGUCAUAUCCUUCACAGAUCUAAUGAUAUUACUGGAUCAUGCAGUGGCAAUGGAUAGGUCUGAAGCAACUACCAUCCUCGUGCCAUGCAUGAUUCAGCAAUAUUAUCAGUGUGAGCUGUGUAACUUAAACACAAAAGACUUAACAAAAUUAGAAUAUUUUUAAAAGAAUAUUAGAAUGUUUUUUAAACUAUUAUUUGGUGAAAGACUGCUAAGUUUAAUAUUAAUGGAUGUAUGCUGAUACUCCCUUUUGAGAUUCACAUGGAGGCAUGUACUGCAAGUGUGUUUUCACUUCAUGACAUUGUUUGUGCAAUUAUGAAAUGCAUUAACACCUUCGCUAGUUCAUAUCUUCAUUUAUUUGGGGUUGCUUUUCUUUCUUUAGUCUUUCUGAAAAUGUAUAAUGGGUAUGUUUUUUCUUGAGCAUAUAGGAAUGCUCAUUUCACCAUUCUGAUAAUUAGCAUAAUAUUAUUGUAUGAUUUUACAAAUGGCACUUCUGGAAAACUAGCAGUCAGAUGGUACUCCUAAGCUAUGCUUUGUGUUUCGAGAGAUUUUUUAGUUAUUUUCCUUUGCAUACAUCGUUGGUGAAGCUUUUUGAAAUGCAUAUGCCUUGAAAAUUUUCAGCAGAGUAUUUGAACUGAUUAAGAUUUCAUUCAACUAAUUUCUGGUGACAAAUCAAACAGUUUUAUUAAUUUAUAAAGCAAUCAAAGUGUUGGUGUUUUGUUAGGAAUGUUUCAAUAUUUGCAUUGUUUAUUCUACAGAAAUAUUGUGUCACAUUUUGACUUAGUGCAGAACUUUUUUCCAGAAUUCUUUAUUGUUCCCAAAGUAAUCAGAUGGGCUACAUACACUGCUAGUGCUAAUACUUUGAGAAUUUUAUAUGUGCUGGUUGCCAAAAUUGAAUUUGUGGACAUGGAUUGAUGUAAUUAUUGAAUCUGAUUCAUUUAUAAACUUAGCAUAUACGAGUAUUUUCUAGUGGAAGAAUGGAAUAUCAUUUGUAAAUUCUACAGUCUGCUAUCAGUUUCUAGUUUCAAGGUUUUGUGCAUGUAAUAUUUCUUUUUUCGUAAGCACUUUAAGCAGAGGAGGAAAACAUUUUGAUGAAUUUGUUGCAA